AUUUUCCCUCUGUCGUGUAGGCAUAUACAUAUACCUAGUAAUAAAAGGAACUCUUUCAGCACCAUGGGAGGCUCUAGCACGCUGCAAAACUUCACCCCAAAGAACAUCUACAUCAUCGGCGCUCAAUGCACAGGCAAAACUUCACUCGUCAACGCCUUGGAAAAUGCUUUUCGGGAGCCAUUCAGCUCCACAACCCCCGCCAUCGUUAAAGAGGUGGCGCGUUCAGUGUUAAAAAUUCAUGGAUUUACAGCCAGUGAUAUCACCUCGGAUCCGGGCCGGUGCCUGCAGUUGCAGACACUCAUAUUGGAAGCCCAGUUCAAUAAGGAGCGAGAGGCCCUAACCAAGAACGAUUGGAUCAUAUCGGAUCGUUCUGGACUGGAUCCCAUCAUAUACGCGUCUCGUCAUAUUGGAAGCGAAGCCGUGGAACUUAUGAUUUCAUCUGAGUACUGGAAAGAGCUGAGAGAUCGAAUGUCAGAGUCUCUCGUAUUUGUAUGCGAAACGGUGGAAGCUUGGCUUGUAAGUGAUGGAGUCAGGCUGAUGCCAAGAGACCUCCAAGAUUGGACCGAGUACGACGACGAGUUCUGCCGUAUGCUGGAUAGCGCAGGAGUACGGUAUCGAAUCAUUCCGCGCUCGAUGCAGAAUCUCGAGGAUAGAGUCGCAUAUGUAUGGUCAGAGUGGAAGAAGGCGUAUACUCCGUAGAGCAGUGCUAAGCGAGUUGAUUGCUCGGUAUUAAUGGCGGCAAGCUCUGAAACCCCAGGGUUGAGCGAGAGCAUCAAUGUCCAAUCUCAGCCAUUGCUCUUUCAGAUGCCUGGAUCUACUUCUAAUACACUAUUGAUAUUCUGAUAGUAGUGAUAGUAGCGAUAGUCAAGUAAAAAAAGAGAUACUAGCGACACUGGCUCUUUAAACAUGCAGAGCAUUCAUUUCACUAGUACUUUAGGCACAUGUAAGCAGUUGGCUUAGUUUGUUGCCGC
Molecule: messenger RNA, 971 nt
Organism: Trichoderma asperellum CBS 433.97
Lineage: Eukaryota; Fungi; Ascomycota; Sordariomycetes; Hypocreales; Hypocreaceae
Source: RefSeq, a predicted model, not a curated record